AUGGCCAUGCAGCUGUUCCAUACUGGCCUGUUCGUGGAUCCGGACGAUGUGGAGAAGUCCUUGAAGACGAUGGCAGAGAACGGUUCCAGAUACCUCGAACUGGAGAAGGCGCUCGGCACAAAAGUUGCCUUGGUCAUGGGGACGUCCCAAGCAGAGUCCGAUUGGCUCAAGAUGCUGCCCUACAGUGGAGCACACAGGGCUGAAGUGAUUGAGCUGUGCAGGAGUUCGACAGUUCUACAACAGGCGAGUGCUCAUUAUGCAGAGCUGCAGCGUCUUAUCGUUGAGUCCACGGUGUUCAAAAUUCGCGAACAGUGGUUUGGAGGCGGCGUCUGA
This is a messenger RNA of Fulvia fulva, 333 nucleotides long. RefSeq lists its product as uncharacterized. The transcript is spliced from 2 exons. NCBI's taxonomy places the organism in Eukaryota, Fungi, Ascomycota, Dothideomycetes, Mycosphaerellales, Mycosphaerellaceae. Bases 1 to 333 code for a protein of 110 amino acids. The record is from RefSeq and is a predicted model, not a curated record.